Messenger RNA from Fraxinus pennsylvanica, 537 nucleotides. NCBI's taxonomy places the organism in Eukaryota, Viridiplantae, Streptophyta, Magnoliopsida, Lamiales, Oleaceae. The record is from the annotation of a GenBank genome assembly.
AUGGAUGUUGGUAUUGUAAAAUUAGAUGAUAUUGUUAGAAAUAGUGUAACUAAAUUGUAUUGUGCUUUUAUAGGCAAGAUUAUAAAGGUUCAAAACAAGAACAAUCCAUGGUAUGAAAUAUGUAAUGGGUACGGUGCAAGAGUUUACCUAGAGGUGGAUAAAAAAACUGUCGCAUGUACAAGACGUGAAAUUAAGGACAUAGCUUUUACUAGAAAAUAUUUGCUCAGGUUAAUAGUUUCAGAUGGUAAUCAAGAAGUUCAUGUCAUAGUCUAUGAUACUGUUGAAUCUUUCAUAAGAUGUAUAGUAAUCGAAUAUGUUGAGGCUCUUUUCAAGACCAACAAAAAGGAAUUGUGUGAAUAUUACAAGAAGCUUAUGUUGUCAGAAGAUAAAGAGCUCAAAUUCUUGGUGAAGAUGGAUGUGAAGAAAAGAGAAGAAAAAACACGGAAGAAAUUGAUUGUCGAAGAAGUUUACAAGGUGGAUGCAAAGGACAUAAAUGAAGGAAGCCAUCCAAACAAGAAACUAAAAAUAGAAAAUUGA